AUGAAUAAUUAUUCCGCUAAAAAAUUUACAAAAUAUGAAAAAGGCAUAAAAAGCACAUUUAAACUUUCGUUUAGAUUAUGUUCGUACGCACAUCGUAAAGGUAGACAAUUUUGGGCAAAAUCUAAAGAUAGGCCAAAUCUUUCUAAUGAUUCAUUAAAUUCUUCUCCAUUCGAAAAUGAAAAA
Molecule: messenger RNA, 183 nt
Organism: Diversispora eburnea
Lineage: Eukaryota; Fungi; Glomeromycota; Glomeromycetes; Diversisporales; Diversisporaceae
Source: the annotation of a GenBank genome assembly